UCUCAAAGUUCCCAUCGCCGAUCUCCACUUCUCCAGGAGCCGCACGAAACGACAUGGUGGCUACGAUCGAGGACCUGCACGCGGACGUGCUGGCCUGCGCGCUGCGCCGCCUCGACGGCCGCUCGCUGGCCGCCGCGAGCUGCGCCACGGCGGGGCUCCGCGCGCUCGCCGCGGACCCGGACACGUGGCGCGCGCUUUGCCUCGCCGAGUGGCCGUCCCUCGCGGCCCAGCACUGGCUCCUCUCCGCGGUGCCGCCGCGCCGCCUCUUCGCCGACGCGUCCCCUUUCCCUUGCCCGGACGCCGGGGAGCCCGGCGCCGGCGGCCUCCCCGCGAGGCUCGUCUCCGCGGUGGACGUGUACUACAGGGGCGAGCCCGUGCUGUACCGCGUCGUGGAGACGCCCGCGUCGUCGCCGUGGUUCCUCAGCUCGCCGUUCCGCGUCGAGGCCGUGGACUGCAAGAAGCCGGCGCCGGUGGCGGCGGCGUUCUCCCCGGCGGAGUUCGAGCUGAGCUGGGUGGUCGUCGACCCCGCCCGCGGCCGGGCGGUGAACGUGUCGAGCAGGCGGGCGGUGGCCCUGGGCCGGCACUGGUACACCGGCGAGAUGCUGGUGCGGUUCGCGGUGGUGCUGGGAGGGUGCAACUUCGAGACCACCGUGGCCUGCUCCGAGGAGGCCGGGCACGUCAGCGAGGUCAGCCUCGCUGUGGAGAACGCCGACGGCGCGGCGGUGAGCGGCGAGGGCGCCCUCCGGCUGCUCGCCGCGGCAAUGGAGGGGCGGAGGAGGGGAGGCGAGAGAGAGCGGGAGGAGGCCAAGGCGAGGUACGAGGUGUUCGUCAAGAGCAAGAAGGGGAGGAAGGAGAGCAAGGCGCGAAGAGAGGUGCUCGUUGACCUGUGCUGCUCCGCCGCCAGCGCUGUCGCCGUGCUGGCCUUCUUCGCCACCGUCGUGCUCCGGUGACAAGUUCUUUUUGCCACCGACGGGCGGAUCCAGCAAUGAGUUCAUUCAUGCAUGAUGUAGGUGCACAGUAGGCAUCAUGCGGGAAAUGAAUUGUUUUGUGUAAGAUUCCUAUAUGGUAUUUCUGCGCUCCAAAUAAGACGGCAUCAAAGCAAGAACUAACGUGUAUUUACAUCUUCUCCCUGGCAGCUAGAGUGUGUACAUCCAUUCUAGUGACAAAGUUUUCCUCCUAAUAAAUUUAGGUGAAAAUGACAGAGAAGUGGAGAGACAGAAAAAUCUGCCAUGCAAUGUGUGACAUUCAAA
Messenger RNA from Triticum aestivum (bread wheat), 1250 nucleotides. RefSeq names its product probable F-box protein At2g36090. The coding region runs from base 54 to 950 and encodes 298 amino acids. NCBI's taxonomy places the organism in Eukaryota, Viridiplantae, Streptophyta, Magnoliopsida, Poales, Poaceae. Gene Ontology annotation, molecular function: protein binding. The transcript has a single exon. The record is from RefSeq and is a predicted model, not a curated record.